This is a messenger RNA of Copidosoma floridanum, 1120 nucleotides long. RefSeq lists its product as uncharacterized. NCBI's taxonomy places the organism in Eukaryota, Metazoa, Arthropoda, Insecta, Hymenoptera, Encyrtidae. Gene Ontology annotation, molecular function: RNA polymerase II complex binding. Gene Ontology annotation, biological process: mRNA 3'-end processing. The record is from RefSeq and is a predicted model, not a curated record.
GGUGUGCUCCGUUUUGAAGAUGCUGACAGUUAUUGAGCUAGUUGCCAUUUAAAUUACGGCAAGGAUCUUAUAAGUUAUAGAGCAAAGGAACACUGUGCUGUGGUAAUAGUUGCUCAACAAACAGAAGACAGGGACAAUCGCCAUGCAGAACUUUGACGACCUUGACAUCGAGGGCCGCAACUCCUCCCACAACUCUGAAGAACAACGAGAUAAGGAAGAGAAUGAUAGGAAGAGAUUGAUGAGAACCAGCGUGACAGCUGAAGAUGGCAAUCUUAGACCAGUAUACUCAGAGACAGAAGAUGGUGAUGUUUGGUGCCAUAUUUGCAACAUUGCUCUGUUUGGAGCUCAUAAGCUUCUCAGUCAUAACAUUUGUAAUCGGCACAAAAUAAAGCUUGAAGAGUGGCCUUAUCCAGUGCUACUGUGGUCCAAGUGUGCAGAUAUAGUGAAAAAGAUAAAGCCCAGCUUAGAAGACGUUGCUCCCGGAGAGCCAAUUCCUCCGGGUAUGGAGGAUCAAAUAUCGAGGACAACGACCAUUCAAAAGAGUCUGGAUCGACACAGGAGCUCGCCUCUCGUUGGGCUCGAGUAUCUUCUGGAAUUGAUGGAUCCAGACAGUUCUGAACCCAGUUACACGUGCACAUUGUGUGACAAGCGGGGCGAUCCUCGCACGGUAAUGGCUCACAUUACCAGUUACAAUCACCGUAUGACGUACUUGAACCGUCACUUUCCCACGAUAUCAAGGGCGAUAUCGAAUCUUCCUCAUACCGUUAAUUUUAAGCGAGGAGCUAACGAAAUUUCAGUGUUAGUUGCCAAAAAAAUUGAACAACACUUCGGCAGAUUGCAGCCGCAAUUGGUGGACAAGGCGAGCUUCGACAAAAACAAAGUGCAAAUUAUCAAGAGGAUAUUUCAAGAUUAUCAUUUUAAAGAAACUCAAGACAUUACUUUUAUGGAAGUUUAUGAUGUUCGUUGGACAACGAACUUUGAAGAAAAAAUGGCAGAGAUGACCGUUAAAGAACAAGAAGAAAAAGAUGAAAUUUUAAAAAAGGAUGCAGUUAAGGAAACGGAAAAAAUUAAAGAAUCAGUGAAAACAAUUGAUCCAAAAUCAACAGAUAAACAAUCGUAA